This is a messenger RNA of Lytechinus pictus (painted urchin), 1192 nucleotides long. RefSeq names its product pituitary homeobox 2-like. Bases 737 to 1192 code for a protein of 151 amino acids. Gene Ontology annotation, molecular function: RNA polymerase II cis-regulatory region sequence-specific DNA binding; DNA-binding transcription factor activity, RNA polymerase II-specific. Gene Ontology annotation, biological process: anatomical structure morphogenesis; regulation of transcription by RNA polymerase II. The record is from RefSeq and is a predicted model, not a curated record. Gene Ontology annotation, cellular component: nucleus. The transcript has 3 exons. NCBI's taxonomy places the organism in Eukaryota, Metazoa, Echinodermata, Echinoidea, Temnopleuroida, Toxopneustidae.
GAGGGUGAGACGGGUUUAGGCGGAGUGCGAAAGGCGACAGCGGAUGACACGAGAUUUUUUGUAUAGUCCAUGGCAUGUCCAGUUAACAGGUUAUUUUUUCCUCUCUCAAAGCUUGAUCUCUUGCUGGUGCUGUUAUUAUCAGCUAAGCUAUAAGCUUACAUGCAAACAAGUGAUUUGACUUUAGUUCGGUUAUUCUUUCCUUCGCUCCGGGACAACAUUGGAAGAGCUGAGAACCUCGAGAUCAAGCUUAUGUCGUCCUCAGUAAUAGUCCACUUGUAUAGACUCGUUUGGUUAUGACUGAUUAUUAUUAUUAUUUUUUUAGUUUGUUCUAUUCUACCCGGUAAUUCGCCACCGCCGGUAGCUGCUUGCCUUCUAACCCGUUACUAUCCCGUUUGAUCCUUUGCGGUGAUCCGCUGGUUGAGCUCCAGGAUUGUCACCUCACCCUUCAACCCAAGCCGUCGUUCGUCAGUCAGUCGUAUACGGCGAAAUAACGACGAAAUCUUCCUCGAAUCGUCAACUUUGUGCUGGCGGUUGGAAUCCUAUCUGACGGGAUUUAGCCGACACACGCCGUUAGGCUCGGCUUCUAAAUCCCUCCUCAUUCACUCAACUCCGCGAACUUGAAAAUCCCUCAACUCGCCAAUAUUCAUCCGGUCUUCCCACCAUCUUCGUGAGCCAUCUACCUCGAGAAACUAUUUUCUUGUUUUCUAUAAUUACGAUUGAAAAUUAAUCAGCAGCGAUGAACCAGUUACACCAUAGUCACGGGCCGUUGUCAACAUUAGAAGAUUUGGUGGCUAGCGAAUCGGCACGCGUCUCGGCAGGUAUCGGGAGUGUAGCGGGCCAGAGCCCUCUCGAUGGUGCCCCUCAGUCACGCACCCACCACGUACAUUCGCCCACCAUAAACCACAAUCAAGAAAAGUCGGGACUGAAGGUCAGCCAUGAUGACGACAACUGCGAUGAAUCGGACAACGAGCAAGACAACGGGAAGAAGAAGCGAACUCGUCGACAACGGACACAUUUCACCAGCCAGCAGCUACAGGAACUCGAGGCGAACUUCUCUCGUAACCGUUACCCUGAUCUCUCGACUAGGGAAGAGAUCUCAGCAUGGUGUAACUUGACUGAGACCAGAGUUAGGCACAUGGACCACGCUCCUACCAGGGAGCUCCGAUGUGUCUCCUUGCGGCUUAAUCCCUAA